Messenger RNA from Betta splendens (Siamese fighting fish), 3513 nucleotides. RefSeq names its product Cdk5 and Abl enzyme substrate 2b (gene cables2b). The coding region runs from base 83 to 1702 and encodes 539 amino acids. NCBI's taxonomy places the organism in Eukaryota, Metazoa, Chordata, Actinopteri, Anabantiformes, Osphronemidae. The record is from RefSeq and is a predicted model, not a curated record. Gene Ontology annotation, biological process: regulation of cell cycle. The transcript is spliced from 10 exons.
GUCUCGCGCCGGGUAAAAGCGAUUUGACAGUUGCAGGUCUCGAGCUGCUCCUCCAGUUGACUUCCUCAGUGGGACAGAGACCAUGGCGGCGGCUGCUGCCUGCGGUCAGCACGGUGCCACAAUAACGGCCCCUGUGAGCGCCAGGAGGACAUAUACUAACAGGGAGCACAGCCGGAGGAACCGAGAGAACUCCCGUCGGAGACAAGCCGCUCUUUUGUUCCUUAGUAACAUCUCUCUGGACGGACGACCAGUCCAGAGCAACUCAGCGGAGUAUGGAAGCCACCAGCAGCGGGAGAGCGACUUGGAGGAAGCUCCCUCCGGCGCUGCGGCGGCUGCGUCGUCAGCGGCUGCGUUGUGUCCAGAAAUGAGUAACAACAGCAGCUACGGGACGGGCUCCAGCGUCUCCGCGUCCGUCAGCUGUGGGAACGUCAACUCGUCGGCGCCGCGGACCGCUCUGCUCAGCGUGCCGCCAAUCCUCGUCCUUCCGUCGGACGCGGACUUUAGCGACGCGGGGAGCGCGGAGGUGCUGCUGGAGUGCCGCAGAGGCUCGUUCCCUUCCCCGGGGAACACUAACCUCCUCUCGCCGUCCCCGUCCAACGCCAGCCUGCUGCCGUCGCCGCUGGGACCGCGGAAGUCUUCCACACUGCUGUCGGUGCAGAGCUGCAACUCGGUGUCCUCCGAGCCGAGACAAAGGAGUCGAAAUCUCUCUGGUGGUUCUCCCAGACCUCGACACACCAAGAAGAUCCACUUCAUUAAAAACAUGAAGCAGUAUGACACGAGAGGCAGCAGGAUCGUGCUCAUCUGUGCUAAGAGGUCUCUGUGUGCUGCCUUCUCCGUCCUGCCAUAUGGAGAGAGCUUCUACCUGAGUGACCCUACAUUAAACCACCCCAGAAGGAGACACUCAUCAGGAAACAUCUCCACCACCCUGGAGAUGCUCCCAGGACUUGAGGGUUUCCACCUGGACACCUAUGGCAGAUCUGUGUCCUACGCCCAGUUCCUGUAUCCCACCAAUGCUCUGGUGAGACAGAAGCCGUCGUCAACCAGCGACCUGACGCUGCAGAUCCCCGUGUCCAGGAGCGCACAUAAUAUGCCGGGCAGGAGUUAUCCAGGCAACAGGCUGAACAGCGCUGUGGGACUGGACCUGGGUGUGGACGAUGUGACAGACUAUGACCCUAAUCUGCUCAGUGACCCCCAGUGGCCGUGUGGGAAACACAAGCGGGUGCUCAUUUUUGCUUCCUACAUGACAACGGUCAUUGAGUACGUCAAGCCUUCUGAUCUGAAAAAGGACAUGAACGAGACGUUCAAAGACAAGUAUCCGCACAUAAAACUCACCCUGAGCAAAAUCCGCAGUCUGAAGCGAGAGAUGGGGGUGGUGGGGGAGGACUGUGGCCUGCAACCCGUCACCAUUGCCAUGGCGUUCGUCUACUUCGAGAAGCUGGUGCUUCAGGGUCGGCUCAAUAAACAGAACAGGAAGCUGGUGUCAGCAGCCUGCAUUCUACUGGCCGCCAAGAUCAGCAGUGACCUAAAGAAGCAGGAAGUCAAACACCUCAUUGAUAAGCUAGAGGAGAGGUUCAGGAUCAGCAGGAAAGAGUUGAUAUCAUUUGAGUUCACCAUCCUGGUGGCUCUGGAAAUGGCGCUUUACCUCCCUGAAGGUAAGGUGCUGCCACAUUACAGACGCCUGGUGCAGCAGCAGCAGGUGUAGCAGCUCCUGGUCCUUCUCCUUCCUCCACCCAGCGACUGCUUCCAGCCUCCAGCCCCACACUGUGACAGACUGUAGCACCUCAGCAGGCUGGUUCUGCCUGGCAGCAAUAUCACUUACUGACUCACUGUGAUCAACGGUCCAGCAGCAGCAGCAGCAUGGGAUCAUGCUUUACUUUGUUCACUCGCUAUUUAUUGGUUGAAAUAUUUAUUCUCUGGAGCCAUUCACAGCUCAGCCGUCGUUUACUGUCUAACGUUUCCAUAGGUUACGGUCAAAGCGACUUUUUAGGGACUGUUUCACAGGUUUGGAUCAGUUGUGUGUUUUGUGAGAUUUCUGCACUUUAACAGGUGAGUAACAGAUUGAUUCAAACACCCUAAAGGUUUCCGUUACACCUUAACUUCAAAUAUGGUUCAGUAUAUUUCAGAUCAUCAGCAUCAUAGCUAAAUACGAUGGAGAUGGUGAUGCCUGGUUUUUCAGAUUUGAUGCCUUCAGGGGUUGUUAUUGUUCACACAGUUUAAUGCGGCCUCUUCAUCUUUCUACAUUUAACACUUCCCAUGUUCUAGUGCAGACGUUCUGUUGGAAUUUUCUGUGUGUGUAUGCUGCUAUGGGCUCAACCCAGGUUCUUAUGCUUUAUUGGACUGAACACAAUCAAAUUUCUUGCAUUUGACAAUCAUCUGAUGAAACUUCAAAGCAUCUUCAAUGAGCAGACCUGAGUUUUUAGCAACUGUAACUGCAACACUUUAUUUCUAAAGUGAAAUGAAAAACAAAGGAACUUCAAGUUUCCACUUUAUUCUAAAGGCAUGAACAUUUCACCGAACAGGCAUUUUGUCUACAUUACAGGAGAAAAGUCAAAUUAAAGUGGUGGCAGGUGCAGUGGAUCAGAGCUCCUAUCUCAGACCUGCCUGGUUACAUGUAGGGUAACCACUGUCUUCUAGUUUUUGCAUCACCGUCAUUAGUUUUUAGUUUAUCACUAAGUAACAAGGGUAAAAUAUUUUUCUAUUCAGUCACUGAAAUGUAUCUAUUGCAAAUAAUCUUCCAGAGGAAGAAUCGUGUAUUACUGUGUGUUGGGUUCAGGGGCCAAAGUAUCUGCUAGAAAUCAUCUUGUGUGUUAAGGUGCUUGAUGUUCAUUCAGUUAGAACCAAAGGAGGCAUCAGGUUCAUGAAGCUGAGUCCAGCUUUCAUGAUUCUUCACAUUAAGGAUUCACAUAUUCUCCUUUUUCUUAUGCACUGACACACUUCAGAGCAGAGUUGUAUGUUUGAGCUACAUCCCAGUGGGAUGAAUAUAAAACUCUGCUUGUGAGUGUAAACGACCUUUAGUCGUCUUCUCUACAUUAGAGAUGUUAUUGAUUCUAUGCAGCCUUUACUCAGCAGCUGACCUUGAUGCUCCUCAUGUAUUUGUCAGUCAUGUGCCACAUGAGUUUUACCAGACACUCCUUUUAUUUAGACCAGCACAUAUUUAGCGUUUAGUUGUUUACCAAUAUUUCAUUAGGCAAUACUUUAAGCACAGAACGGCUGCAAGUCUUAAACUAGUCUCAACUAUGGUUUAUGAAAUAUUAUUUUUUUUAUCAACAGCAUUAAGCAUGUGGUGAAAAGUAACAAACUUAAGGACAUGUUUUUGAUGUCUGGAUAGUUAGUAAAAAUGUUGUCACAAAAAUGUCAAUAUUUGUUCUUGGCCCAGUGAAGGUCCAGCAACCACUGAAACAGGUUGGUAGCCACAAAACUAGAUGACAUAAUGAAAUAUAUGAAAUAUUUUGUUCAACAUGCCAAUGUUCAUUUCAUGUGUAUUUUCAUUAAAACGUCCUAAUAUAUACUAGA